This is a messenger RNA of Ricinus communis (castor bean), 585 nucleotides long. RefSeq names its product secreted RxLR effector protein 161-like. The record is from RefSeq and is a predicted model, not a curated record. The coding region runs from base 1 to 585 and encodes 194 amino acids. The transcript has a single exon. NCBI's taxonomy places the organism in Eukaryota, Viridiplantae, Streptophyta, Magnoliopsida, Malpighiales, Euphorbiaceae.
AUGAAGAAGCAGUUUGACAUGACAGAUUUAGGGAAAAUGAGGUUAUUUCUUGGAAUUGAGGUGUUGCAAAGAGCUGAUGGUGUCUUUAUAUGCCAAGGAAAAUAUGCAGCUGAAAUUCUAAGUCGUUUUAGCAUGGAAGAAAACAAUUUUGUUCGCUAUCCCAUUGUUCCUGGCCAAAAGAUUGAUGCAGAUGAAGGAGUCAAAGUGAAUGUAACUCAAUUCAAGCAAAUGGUAGGAAGUUUGAUGUAUCUUACAGCUACUCGAACCGAUCUCAUAUUUAUUGUAAAUUUUAUUAGUCGUUUCAUGGCAAAUCCUACAAAACUACAUUUUGCAGUAGCAAAAAGGGUCUUAAGGUACUUAAAGGGAACUAUAGAUUAUGGUAUAUUUUACAAAAGGAUAGGAACAAGUGAAUUGGUGGCUUAUGCAGAUAGUGAUUAUGCUGGAGAUAAGGAGGAUAGCAAGAGCACUUCAGGUUACGUGUUCAUGAUGUGUGGAGCAGUAGCUUGGUCAUCUAAAAAGCAGCCCAUUGUCACUUUGUCAACCACUGAAACAGAAUUUGUAGCAGCAGCUGCAUGUGCUUUUUAA